GAUAUAGUGAAUGCAGGGUCCGGGGAGACCGUAUAUAGUGAAUGCAGGGUCCGGGGAGACCCGUAUAUAGUGAAUGCAGGGUCCGGGGAGACCAGAUAUAGUGAAUGCAGGGUCCGGGGAGACCAGAUAUAGUGAAUGCAGGGUCCGGGGAGACUGGAUAUAGUGAAUGCAGGGUCCAGGGUUUAGUAACACUUUAAGUGGUUGCAACGCGUUACCGCAAUGCAAUAGUGUGAAUGGAACCUAAAGGAAGAAGAAUACUUAAGUGCCUGG
Messenger RNA from Staurois parvus, 270 nucleotides. The record is from the annotation of a GenBank genome assembly. NCBI's taxonomy places the organism in Eukaryota, Metazoa, Chordata, Amphibia, Anura, Ranidae.